Molecule: messenger RNA, 1907 nt
Organism: Solanum verrucosum
Lineage: Eukaryota; Viridiplantae; Streptophyta; Magnoliopsida; Solanales; Solanaceae
Product: MLO-like protein 1
Exons: 14
Coding region: 146-1660 (504 amino acids)
Biological process (GO): defense response
Cellular component (GO): membrane
Source: RefSeq, a predicted model, not a curated record
GACAAUAUUUGUCAUUUUCUCCCCUCUUCUUUCUGUGUAACUUCCAAUCAACAAACAUAGUACGAUUAACAUAGUUUUUUUCAUCUUAAUUCAUUCAUAAUCUUAUAUAUUUAAGUUUUCUUGGAUAUUCAUUUGUAGUAAAAAGAUGGCAGGAGGUGGAGGAGAUCAAGAAACAAAUUUAGAAUUUACACCAACAUGGAUUGUUGCCUUAGUCUGCACUGUCAUAGUUGCUAUAUCUCUUCUUGUUGAAAGAAUUAUUCACUAUGGUGGCAAGUAUUUGCUCAAGAAAAACCAAAAGCCACUCUAUGAAGCCUUACAAAAGAUCAAAGAAGAGUUGAUGUUGUUGGGAUUCAUAUCACUGUUAUUGACAGUGUUGCAAGAGAGAAUUCUUAAAAUAUGUAUCCCAAAACACUUGACUAAUCACUGGCUCCCUUGUAAAAAGGAUGAUGAUGUCAAUGAAACUGUCCACUUUCAGACUAAUUUCUUCUCUUUAAUUCCGGGAGGAAGGCGCCUUCUUGCUGAAUCUGCUAAUUCUGGUUAUUGUGAGGCGAAGGACAAGGCACCAUUGUUAUCUCUCACAGCAUUGCAUCAUCUCCAUACCUUUAUCUUUGUGCUGGCUGUUUCACAUGUUACUUUCUCAGCUCUUACAAUUCUAUUUGGAGGUAUAAAGAUACGUCAGUGGAAAUCUUGGGAGGAUUCUAUCCAGAAAGAGGAAUAUAAUCCAGAAGAAGUACUUCGAUCGAAAGUAACACAUGUUCAUGAUCAUGAUUUUAUCAAGGGCCGGUUUCUAGGAUUUGGUAAAAGAUCAACUUUAUUAAGUUGGCUGCAUUCCUUCGUCAAGCAAUUCUUUGGAUCUGUCACAAAAUUGGACUACACAACCUUGAGGCUUGGCUUCAUUAUGACUCAUUGCAAGGGGAAUCCAAAGUUCAAUUUUCACAAGUAUAUGACACGCGUGCUUGAAGCUGAUUUCAAGAAAGUUGUUGGGAUUAGCUGGUAUCUUUGGGUAUUUGUGGUCUUGUUCCUAUUGCUUAAUGUUCAUGGCUGGCACGCAUACUUUUGGAUAGCAUUCGUUCCCUUUGGUCUUUUGCUUGCUGUGGGGACUAAACUAGAGCAUGUAAUAACUCAACUUGCUGGAGAGGUUGCUGCAAAACACAUCGCGGUAGAAGGAGAUUUAGUUGUGAAGCCAUCAGAUGAUCAUUUCUGGUUUCAUAGACCGCGACUAGUCCUUUUCCUCAUUCAUAUCAUCCUUUUCCAGAACUCCUUUGAGAUUGCAUUUUUCUUCUGGAUUUGGGCUCAAUAUCGUUUCAACUCCUGCAUCAUGGGACAAGUUGGUUAUAUCAUCCCUCGACUUGUCAUAGGGGUGUUUGUUCAAUUCCUUUGCAGUUAUAGUACUCUACCACUAUAUGCAAUUGUCACACAGAUGGGAAGUUCCUUCAAGAAAGAAAUAUUCGACGAGUAUAUACAAGAUGGGCUUGUUGUUUGGGCUAAGAAGGCUAGAAGGAGAGCUGUCAAUGGCUCCAACCAAGUAGGACAUAAAGAGUCCACUUCUCCUAUGGCUGUGCAGCUAGCACAAGUAGAAACACAAGUAUCUGCUAUGGAAGAGGGCAAUGGGGGAGAAAUUAGGCACGCGACCGACCAACUCAACUCCAAAGUAAAUUAAGCCAACAACCAACAUUCCUCAGAUAUCUCAAAGCUGUUAAGACUGUAGAGAAACUUGUAAAAAGUGAGUUAUGCAGUACAUAACUCAGCAAGAAAAAGAAUGGUAUAAAAUUUUUUUUGGAGCAAACUCAGUUUGUACUAAUGUACUAGAUAUAUGUUGAUUACUUUUUUGUUUUAAUUAAUGUGAUACAAGUGUAAUUUGGAGCCAUUCAAAAAUUUAUAUUUUUUAAAAAGAUUUUUAAGUUAUU